Camellia sinensis is the source of this 1906-nucleotide messenger RNA. Its product is annotated as Eukaryotic aspartyl protease family protein. The record is from RefSeq and is a predicted model, not a curated record. Gene Ontology annotation, biological process: proteolysis. Gene Ontology annotation, molecular function: aspartic-type endopeptidase activity. Lineage: Eukaryota; Viridiplantae; Streptophyta; Magnoliopsida; Ericales; Theaceae.
AUAUGAUUGGUCAACUAUUCGGACGUUGCUGUUUUGGUAGUUGAAGAAAGUGAAAAAAGGCAAGAGAAAGAGAGAAAAAAACAGAGGCAAAGCAAAGAAAAUGCCGCGUUUUCUUUCAGUUGCUGCGGGAUUUUCGAUCUUGGUGGCAUUUUCGGCCAUGAUUUUGCCGGCGGCGGUGGUUGGGGGCGGUUUUCCAGCCACUCUGAAGCUGGAGAGAGCUUUUCCGACGAGUCACCGAAUCGAAUUGAGCAAACUCAGAGAGCGAGACAGGGUAAGGCACCGUCGAAUCUUGCAAUCUUCUACUUCUUCAGGUGUCGUCGAUUUCCCCGUCGCAGGCACCUACGAUCCCUACGUUGUUGGGCUUUAUUUUACCGAAGUUCAAUUGGGUUCUCCUCCAAAGGAUUUCUAUGUUCAGAUUGAUACUGGAAGUGAUGUCUUGUGGGUCAGUUGUUAUUCUUGCAAUGGUUGCCCCACAUCAAGCGGUCUCCAAAUUCCUCUUAACUUCUUCGAUCCUACAAGCUCUUCAACAGCUUCACUGAUUUCUUGUUCAGACCAAAGAUGCGCUCUAGGAGCUCAAUCUUCAGACUCUGGCUGUUCUAGUCAGAAUAAUCAGUGCGCUUACACAUUCCAAUACGGAGAUGGCAGUGGGACAUCAGGUUAUUACGUGUCAGAUGUGAUGCAUCUCGACACAAUUGUUGGGAAUUCAUUGACCACAAACUCUACAGCCCCUGUGGUCUUCGGAUGUAGCACAUCACAGACUGGGGAUUUGACAAAGGCAGAUAGAGCGGUUGAUGGGAUUUUUGGAUUUGGACAACAGGGAUUGUCUAUCAUCUCACAGCUUUUCUCACAGGGAGUAUCCCCAAAUGCCUUCUCUCAUUGCUUGAAGUCAAAUAAUGGUGGUGGUGGUAUAUUGGUUCUUGGUGAGAUUGUGGAGCCAAAUAUGGUUUAUAGUCCCCUCGUACCAUCACAGCCACACUAUAAUUUGGAUCUGCAAAGCAUUGCUGUCGAUGGGCAGACAUUGUCCAUAGAUCCAUCAGUGUUUACGACAUCAAAUAACCGAGGAACCAUAGUCGAUUCUGGAACAACUUUGGCAUACCUUGCAGAAGAAGCCUAUGGUCCUUUUGUUGGUGCUAUUACGACCGCUGUUUCACAAUCUGCACGCCCUUUUCUUUCCCAAGGAAUUCAGUGUUAUCUAAUCGCAUCCAGCAUCUCUAUGUUAUUUCCAACAGUUAGUUUAAACUUUGCUGGUGGUGCAUCCAUGAUUCUCAAACCCGAGGACUACCUUCUACAGCAAAAUUCUAUUGGUGGUGCUGCAGUGUGGUGCAUUGGAUUCCAGAAAAUUAAAGGCCAAGGGAUAACAAUUUUAGGAGACCUUGUACUGAAAGACAAGAUCGUAGUUUAUGAUCUGGCUGGCCAACGGAUCGGAUGGGCUAAUUAUGACUGUUCAUUAACUGUAAACGUCUCUGCAACAACAAGUACCGGUACAAGUGAAUUCGUCAACGCUGGACAGAUUGGUCAGAGCAGCUCACCACAAAACACACCUUGCAAAAUGAUACCAAUCAUCAUCACUGCUUUCCUCUUGCAUGUUUCAGCUUUUGGCGGUUUCUCAUUUUUGUAACAUUUAGUGCAAUAGAUCGAUUUUUUUUUUUUUUUGGGGGGGGUGGGGGGUGGUUGAUUUGUACAGGUCUUGCCCGAUCUUUUAUUUUUAGCAAUCGGCAAGGCUAUAUAUAUUAUUUAUUGGAUUGUGGCUUUUUUAUUUAUGGCUUAGUUUGAGCUGUUUUUAGAAUUUUUCUUGUUUUUUCAUCACCAGCUAUGUGGGGAUCUACCCUGUUCUUGGGUGAUCUGUUGUUAGUGUUUGUACAUUACAUUCAAUACAAAAUUAUUACAUUAUACAUUCACAAGAUCA